UGGAAGGGUUGAAGUGGUGACGUUUGGUGGAAUUUUAAGUGUUAAGUGAAGUGGUGUUUGGUGUUGCCCUCCCCUGCUGGCGGUGAGUCACUUGCCCCGCGCCGUUGUGGUGUGCUGGUGGUGUGUGUGUUAGCAUUACAGUGCGGUGUGAUAUGGUGGUGUUACAAAAGAUGGCAGACUUGGAGCAGCAGCAGCAGCAGGAUGGCGGUGUCAACAGUGGCAGCGGGAGUAGUGCCGGGGAGCGUCUCCGAGAGGAGUACCGGCGACACGUGCAGACUCAGCUGUCCCAUGACCUUGUGGAUGCCAUUGCCAGCUUACAGCAGCACCAGCACCACCUCCAGCAGCUGUCGGAGCAGUUGGAACUGGCCACCAAGCAGGUGAAAAGCAGCGCCACAGAGACCAAGGACACCAUCAAUGCCACGCUGGACGCCUUCCUUGUCACCGUGAAUGAGGCGGUCACUGCACGACGGCACCAGCUUCUCGACGAGGUGCAGCAGGUGGAGGAGGAGGCACUGGUGCCGCUGGAGCAGUGUGGGCGGGAGCUGGCCUGUCGGCUGGACGAGGUAGAGGAGAGGGUGACGCAGGGGCAGAGGCUGCAGCGACACAGUGGCGUGAUGGCACGGGACACUGUGCUGCGGUUUCAGGAGGAGGCUGCUGCUAUGACCAGCCUGCCAGAGGUGCCAGCUCUGUGUGCCGUGCCUAGUGUCAGUGUGGAGUUCCCCAGUGACCCGUUGAUGGAGGAAGAGGUGCGGGAGCUGGUGGGACGCGCUGGCAGGGUCUCACGGAUGGGGCCUGUGCAGAUCACCAAUAUUGUGGAGCAGCCUGGUGCCCUGCUGGUGUCCUGGGAGGAGGUGGAUGAGGAUGUAUCUGACGAAGGGCUUGAGUUUUGCCUUGAGUGCAGCAACACCGGCGCCACCGACCCCCACGCUGCUGUCUUCACCCGCAAGUAUGAAGGGCCCGACUACUCCUUCCUGCUGCGGGAUCUCAAGGCGGGGGAAAACUACCUUCUGCGGGUGGCGUCACGGCGGGAGGGAGCUUCCUGUUUUGGUCCCUGGAGCCUCGUACAAGCUGCCUCUACCAACACGUCACAUUUCAAGUGGGGCAGCAGCCCCACCAACGCCAGCAGUGCGUGGACAGUGGCGGAUGAUGGGCGGCUGGCGUGCAAAACUUCAGAUGAACCAGAAGUGUUGCAUUCUGAGGCACCGCUGCUCAAACCCGGCUCCUCUGUGCUCUUCAAGAUCCUGCGUGGAGGCGGUGGGUGCAGUGACGAGGGGCUGGGGCUGAGCUGUAUGCCGGUGAUGGGGCCUGAACACCUGCUGCUGCCUGGCACUCUCUUCCUCAGCGCACAGGGCUGUGUCUUCCUGGACGGGGUGAGCAGAGUGACUCGCCUGCCCGCCAUACAGGACAAGUCUCAGGUCAGCUUUGCCGUGGAGAAAGUGUCGUCCAGCAAAGUGCGGGUGUACAUCGAGAGCCAGGAGAAGCAGGUGACGUACGAGUGGGGUGUGCCAAGUGCCCAGGACGGCCUCUACUUCCUUGCAUCCUUUGGGGAGCCACGCUGGAAGAUCAGUGUCCAUUAGGGUAGUCUUUAUACCCUGGACACCCUUACUUACCUCAGUCCUCCACAAAGAUGCCCCUCCUUCCCAUUCCUUACCUUACCUCUUCCCAGGACGCCCUUUCCUUCUUGCUUCGCCCUCAUGACAGGAGAUGCAGUGCCAUGCUUCACCCACAGCAAGGAGUGCCUUUGUGAUGUCUCCUUGCUUCAUUCUCAUCUCAUUCUUCCUUAGCUCACACCCACCCAUCCACUUUCACUUCCUAUUCUUACUUCUCUUUUUACUAAUGUCUUAUCUCACAUGUUUCAUCAGUCUGUCUGUCUGUUUACUUGUCUCCUGAGUUGAUGUUUCAUUCUCUAAUGACUCUGUAAAUUGAAUCUCUGUACAUUGUGCCUCAUUCCUCCUUCCUUCCUUUUUGCAGUGCUUGGUGACAGUAACACUAGUUAUCGUGCUAUGAUCUGAGUGACAGUCAUUAAGUUGAUAAGUUUUUCCAUCACAGUGCUCCUUUCUGGACUUUUAAUACUCUCUAAAUGGAUUUAAGCAUGAAGGAAUGUGAUGGAAGCAAAAACUUCACCAAGAAAUAGUAAGGAAGGAAUGGAGGAGUGCAUCAUCAUCACCAUCACUCACCAUCACUGUCAUCUUCAUUAUUAUGUUUACAAUUAAUUAAUCAUGUUACGUUUUCGCUCUUCAUGUUCGUGAAUCGGUUUGUUUUAUUUGUUGUGUUGCGUCUGGCCCAAGAAGUGUCAGAACUGCUGUUUUUCUCUUGUGUGUCAACCAGUGUGUGACUGUUUGUAUGUUUGUAUUUGUGAGUGUGUGCAUGUGUAGGAAGACGUGGGCCUUACUCAAGUGAUGCAUUCCACAGUGAUGAGGAAGUACAUGUGAAGAGAAACAGCCCAUAAUCUCAAUCCAAACCGGUAAUGUUAGUCAUUAUUAUUGGCCUCUGCUGCCAGGAGUAUUGCUGAGCACAAACACAACACUCAUUGCAUAUCACAGCUGGGUAAUGAAACCUCUCGCCAGCCUGCUACCCAUUAGGCUUUCAUCCACACACCAGUCGUACUCAAGAUGUAUUGGAUAUCUGAAGUGAGAGACCUGCAGAUGUGUGUGUGUGUGUAUGCAUGUUUUCUAAAUGCAGAUGUUAGUUUCAAGAAGGAGGUGGAUAUGAAUGCAAAUGUGAGAGUUACACCUCAUGGUUGCAGAUGUUUUUAAGAGUCUGAAGGAGUGAUAAGUCUCAGUGCUGCCUUUUUUUCAAUUUUUUUUGUCUAGUGACCACAUCCUCCACGUGUGGCAAAGAUACAGAUGUUUAUAUAUACAGUAGUAAACGCGGAUGCAGAUGUUUAUUAGAUCAUAAAUAUGGAUAUGUACGUAUAGAUGUUUAUUAAGUGAGAAAUAUGGACCAGAUGUUUAUUAUUAAAUGAGAAAUAUGGAUGAGAAUGUUUAUGACAAACGUGAAUGCUGAUGCAAAUGCAGAGUUUAAAAAUGGUAAGCAUGUUCCUGAUACAUAACUUAGAUGUGGGUAUCCAAUACAUCUCCAUCAACACUGACACAGGCUGGACACAGGACACUAUCAACUAUGCAUGUACCAAAAACAAAUUAACAGAACCUUAAAAUUGCAUGAUAAAAUGAAACAAAACAGAUGAAAAGCUCAGUCUGUGUGUAUUUUGUUACUUUAAAUAACUAACCCUAUUUGCCUCUCAAGUAAAACAUUGACCCAACAUUUGCCCCCUCAGUGACCCCUCCCCUUUCCAGAUCCCCUCAGCUCCCUUCCAUACUGGUAAAUUCAAGGACUGUUUUGCAUAAUAAAAUCAAAUCUAUGUAUUCUGUGAUGGUUCUUCUCUGCCCGUGUGAUUGUGUGGCUUUUUACCCUUCAGUGUUUGAAAUAUUAGGACAAUGAGGAUGUUAUGAAGGAAGAGGAAGGAUUAAAAGAAGGAAGGAAAAAAGGAAAGCAUUAAAAAAAAAGUAUUAGUAUUGUAAAGGUGCUUGAAAGUAAAGUAAUAAUGUAGUGUACAUAUGCAAAGUUUACUGAAGUGUGAAUGAAGGACAAGGUGGAAGAUGAAGAAGAGGAGCACUGCAAAGGGAAGGCACAAGUGUUUUAAGAAUAUAUUAAGGAAUGUUGCAAAAAAAGAAACACUAAAGAAAAUGUCAGGAAAAGUGUUGGGAAGUAUUAUUAAAACCUAACUUGACCUUCCUA
Molecule: messenger RNA, 3738 nt
Organism: Portunus trituberculatus (swimming crab)
Lineage: Eukaryota; Metazoa; Arthropoda; Malacostraca; Decapoda; Portunidae
Product: cytokine receptor-like factor 3
Exons: 10
Coding region: 153-1577 (474 amino acids)
Molecular function (GO): protein binding
Source: RefSeq, a predicted model, not a curated record